Leptomonas pyrrhocoris is the source of this 10035-nucleotide messenger RNA. RefSeq lists its product as hypothetical. The transcript has a single exon. Bases 1 to 10035 code for a protein of 3344 amino acids. The record is from RefSeq and is a predicted model, not a curated record. Gene Ontology annotation, biological process: regulation of apoptotic process; ubiquitin-dependent protein catabolic process; protein ubiquitination. NCBI's taxonomy places the organism in Eukaryota, Euglenozoa, Kinetoplastea, Trypanosomatida, Trypanosomatidae.
AUGUAUGAAGAAUCCGGCUACGUGAUUGUGCAGCGGUACAGCAACUGGCAAAAGAAGAAAGUUCGCACCAUCGUUGUUAACGCCCAUGCCAAGACCUCCUCACAAAAGUCCAUUGCUGGCGCCAUUUCUCUCGCCAAGCCGUACGACCGUAUUGAGCUCACCGGCGGCGAGUACAAUGAAUCGAUUGCCAUUCAAAUGCCGCUGGAGCUCGUCGCGGCGGAGGGCGAAGACCCGCACCUGUCCUCGAGGUCCUCCACGGUCACCCUCACAACCGCUGGCAUCGAUGUCUACAUGGAGCACCUUUCUGUGUCGUCUCGCAGCACGAGCAAGAUGGACGCGGCGGUCGUCGCCGUCAAUGGCAACCCCAUCCUCUACCGCUGUCAGUGCACCUCCUUGUUGAUCGGCGGCAACGCCGUGGCGCACGUUGAUGAGUGCACCAUCAAGGACAGCAGCAGCGGCGUGGGCAUCGUCGUGCAAGACAGCGCUGGCGGUCUCAUCAAGUCUACCAACGUCCGCACGCACCGCAACAGCUGCGUUGAGAUCGACACCCGCGGCGAGUUGGCCGUAACAGAGUGCAUCAUCGACAACAACAUUGGCGGCGACGCGAUGGUCAUCUCCGGGGCGAUGAGCUCCGUGGGUCGCGAUGGCAGCGCACCGCACACCUCAUGCAGCCACGUGGAGGUGUUGCGGUGCCACUUCACCGUCGUCGCCGACAUGGACAACGACGGCCAUGGCACCUCACCAGGCGGGUCGCCGUUGAACGUGACGGGGGACGCCUGCUGCAUCGUGCUGACGCAGGGGGCCGCGCCGACUAUCGCGUCGAACGAACUGACGGGUGGUGAAAUCGGCAUCCUCAUCGAGGGCCCAGGGACGGCGCAGCUGAAAGGGAACCUCGUCUGCUGCCAGCGGCGGUGCGGGAUUCUCGCGCUGGUCGACGAAGGCGCUGGCUACGUCCAGGGUCACGAGACACUUCGCAUUACUGGCGAUAACGUGCUGGAUCGGUGCCGCAUUGGCAUUGACGUGCAGUGCGCCGUCAACCGAUCUGCCUACAUUCAGCAGACCUCUCCCGUAAUGAUGAGUAGGAGCCCGGGCUCUGAUGCCGCGCUCCUGCCUGUCUCGAGCUCACCCCUCAAAGUCGCUUACCGUGUCUUGACGGAUGAGCUGCCCAACCCGAAGCGCGCCUUCUCGUGGACACCGGUGCAGGGUGGGGGGCCGCCGACUUUCACGGCGGAGGCGGCGAGCUUUCCACCCUCUCCCGUCACCGACACCAUCACCUCCUCGGCGGCGACGGAUAACGCUCUCAUUUGCAUGGAAGGCGAGUGGUACCCAUUAAACCACGUCAAGGCCAAUUUGCAGCAGCUCGUGCAGUCGACACUGCAGACGUACCCGACAUGCCUGCAGCCCUCAUUUGGGAUCAUGUCCGGCACCGCCCUAACCGUCGGCGAAGGGAUGUCUGCCCCUUCCGCAAAUCCUUUUAUCGACAUUCUAAACAGUAUGUUGGGCACGCACCUCUCCUCGAAGAAAGAGGCGUCGCCGCACGUGCGGGAAAUGCUGCAGCUGCGCGGCAACAAAGGCGUUGACAUCAUCAACACAAAGUUCUCCAACUGCGACGUUUGUGCGAUCCGCUUCGGUCGGCAAGGAUACGGCUUAGUGGAGGAGUGCGUCUUCGAGGACUGCGGCACCUUUGCGAUCGUCGUGGACUGCGCCGCUCAUCCCCUCAUCACCGGAUGCCGCUUCUUGCGCUCCCGCGGUGCCAGUAUUUUGGUCAACAACUUUGCGAACCCCCUUAUCAUCGGCAACGAGAUGGUAAGCGGCAAGCGGGACGGCAUUCAGCUGUCACGCAUGAGCCGCGGCCUCAUCAUCGGCAACAUCAUCACCACCCACGUCGGCGUCGGCAUUCAAGUCGGCGAGCACAGUCAGCCGCUCAUCUGCGCCAACGCCAUCUCACAGAACCGCAAAGGCGGCGUGGCGGUCGCCAACGGCAGUCGACCCACGAUUCUCCUCAACGGCCUCUCCGCGAACCUGACGGCGCAGAUUUACUGCACCGCCGGCUCCGACGCGUUUAUCUGCCGUAAUCGCAUCACCGCCUCCGCAGACGCCGGAAUUCGCAUUGACGCCUGCAGUCGCGGCACCGUCCUCUCGAACACCCUUCACGCCAACGGGGAGGGCAUUUUAGUCGAGCUGGAUGCGGACCCCUACGUGCAGGGAAACGACGUUGUGGGCAGCCUCCGUGCUGGCAUCCAGGCCAGUAACAACGCUCUCGGUUCGUACGUCGGCAACCGCCUGUCGAAAAAUAUAGGGCCGAAUGUCCUUGUGUCGGAAGGCGCCUCACCGGUAUUCCGCGGCAACCGCAUCGAGGGCAGCCCCCAAGGCGGUGUCGUCGUGCUGAACGAAGGCCGCGGCUUCUUUGAGCACAACACAAUGACGGAGAACGGCGUGGCAAACGUGCUGGUCGUUGGCACCUACAGCGAGCCAACAUUUGCGCACAACGUCAUGUAUGGAUCGCGGCCUGGCUGCGGCGUCAUCUGCGUGCAGAACGCCGGUGGUACCUUUACGAACAAUCGCAUCUACGAAAACUCGCAGUGUGGCGUCUACAUCGCUGAUACGGCCAACCCUACGUUCUCAGAGAACAAUGUCGCACGCGAGGCCGUUGGCGUUCUUUUGUCGGACGGCGGCAAAGGCACGCUGACGACGAACGUCAUUGAGGAGUGUUACGGCUGCGGCGUCUUGUCGCAGCGCCGUGCCCACCCAACCUUCUCGAACAACACCGUCACUCGGUGCCAGAUGAGUGGUCUGCAGGUUGCGCCGGACUCACUCGGUGUCUUCACGGCGAAUGAACUGACGCACAACGACGUAGGCGUCCACGUCGGCUCCUCGCUGGAGUCAGCGGUGGUGGAGCUGCACUCCAUGUUUCUCGUCGACACCGGGAGCGAUCGCCACGGUAGCGCGGGCGAGGAGGGCUCACCGAAGUCGCGUAGUGCAUCCGCGACGGCAUCACGCCGGCCCAGCUCUUUCCCCACGCAAACCGACAAGGGCGGCGUCCUACACGCCAUCGCCUCCACCGUGGAACAGCGGCGCGCUAGCGCCGCCCGUGCCACCCUCAGCGUCAUCGCGGACAACGUCAUCUCCCACAACGUGAGCGGCGGCGUGCUCCUCGACUCAUUCCCGAACGCGACGGUCGAGAACAACGACAUCUUCGAGAACAACGCGUACGGCGUGCGUGGCGACUGCGCCUACACCACCGCGCGUGCCCAAGCUGUCUUGCGGGAGGAGCUCGGCAUUCAUUCUGCGUCCGUCGUGCAGACCCCGCAGCAGCGCUCCCUCUUCGCGCAGCUACAGACACUGACGGUGAUUCGCACCAACAAGAUUCAUGCGCACGGCGAGGCCAACAUUCUCCUCGACCACUUUGACGGCGAGCAGAACGCCACGUCGCUGACGCGGAACGCAAUCUACGACGCGCCGCACGGCGUGUGUGUCGUCAACAACUCCACGGCGCAAGAGGUGCGCGAGAACGACAUCUACAACUGCGUAGACGGAGUCUGUUGCUCGAGCGGGGGCCGUGGCCACUUUUUUGCCAACCACAUUCACCAUUGCACCUAUUCGGGUGUGUACGUGGCUGCCAUGGCCAACCCAGAGUUCCACGAGAAGAAUGAGAUUGAGCAGUGCGGGUUUGCGGGGGUGCUGGUUGACGUGGGCGGGCAAGGCAUGUUUCGCGAGAACCGCAUUCGGCACUGCCGCACUGGCGUCGUCGUCUUCUGCGGUCCCGCUACGCCCUUUCAGCUGUCCUACGAUGAAGUGGUCAAGGCCCGCCUGGUCAGUGCCUCGCCAACCUUUACGAGCAACACGAUCGAGGAGAACGAACUGCACGGGGUGCUGCUGUUGAGCGUCAUUACCGGCAGCCCGCUGCGCACACUCCUGGCCUUGCCCAGCAGCCACACCAGCCGGCAACCGUCACUUGUGCCGACGCCGGCCGCAGCAUCAAUAAUAGAGACCGCUGCGCACGAUACCCCUUCACCCUACCUCGGCAUGGACAGCGCUACGGUCGGUGCACGAGAAGGGCGGCUGCGCGCCAUGUUCGAGAAGAAUCUAAUUCAACGCAACCGCGUUAUGGGAGUGUACCACGACCGCUUCGAGCACUGGGACCUGGCUGCACUCGACAACGCACACGCCGAGCGCAAAACGCCGAACAGCGGCAACAUCAAGAACGCCUACGGUGGCUACGAAAUUCUCCUCGGCACCUCGCAGGUGCUCGACCACGCCGAUCACCGGCGACAGCGUCAGCUAAAGCAGGUGAGCUUCGUCGGAAACACGAUCACAGAGUGCAGCAUCGGAUUCGGCGCUGGCUAUGGGUGCCAUCCCUACCUGGAACAGAACAAAAUCUGCAAGAACACCUUCUUUGGGCUGCUGCUGCGCUUCGGCUCCGCCGUUUCUGCAACGGGAAACGACAUUCGCGAGAACGGCCUCGCCGGGGUCUACGCCGCGAGUGGCUCCAAAGGCUACAUAGCGAACGGUGCGAUUGAGGCAAACAACGGUUGGUGCCGUCCCGAGGCCGCACUACACGAACCGCGCUCCUUUCGUGCGUGCAUCUUCAACAGCUCCUUUUUCUCUCCGGAGUCGGUGAGAGAUGUGGAGGAGAAUCUGCUCGCCACUCCCACGGCCACGUCGUCUGUGCAAGCGACCCGCCGGGCCUACGAGCAGAUGACACACCUCGCGGUGGUGCUCACCUUCACCAUGGCGGACGCCCUGCGCCACCUCGCGGAACUCGUAGCCGCCUCCUCCGCGGGACUGACACUUGCCACGUACUGUGUGCCCGCUGCGCACGGGUCCUUCGCAGCAGCACCCCCGCGCGGUGUGAACGGCAGCGUCGUGUCGGGGAGGCUGGGCGGUGUCGAGCUGCCCGACUACACAGAAGUGUGCACUGCAGAUGGCGGCAUCGGUGUGUGGAUUCAGAGCGGCAGUCGCGUGAGCAUCUGCGCCAACCGCAUUGCAGGGCACACCAACUCUGGCGUGCGGGUGUCCCGCGGCGUCCUGCAGCACCACCGCGUUCUGCACAAGGCAUUCCACAUGGAGCAGCCGAAGCAAGUCGUGGGCAACAAACUGGAGAUGCUCUCCAAAAUGCCUGGCAACACCAAGGUGAUUCCCCAAACCGUGGGAGACCAGCCUCUUGUCGAUGUCUUCGCAAUGGACCAGUACACACCAGCGCUAGCCACGACGGAGCCUGGCGCUCUCUUCACCGCACAGACGCUGUGCGUCACCGGCAUCCUGGCUGCUGUGCAGGUCGCCGCCUCUGCCACCGUCGAUAGCCUGAACGCCAGCUUCGGCUCCUUCUCCCCGCUAACGAUGCCGGUGUCGCCGUCUUACACCUUAGCAGCGAACGAGGAGCGAGAGAACCGACUCGACUCGAUUCACCACGCUCUUGUAGCGGACAACAUCAUUACAGGAAACAAGGACGGCAUUUGGCUCGAGAUAUGCCACACACUGCAGGCCGUUGCUUCGGCGGACGCUUCACCGCGUGCCGGUGUCAAAGGCAAUUCUGCUUUUAUGCUGCCGUCGCCGUCGGCGGCGCGUCGGCUACCUAUGAUUACGCGCAGCACCAUCCACGGCGUCUCAGCAAACGGCGCAGCGGGGGUGUCGUCAUCAUCAACCGCGAUGGCGAAUGCUGCUGGCGCCGCGUCGGCCGCCACCGUCUGCCUCCCCGCCGCAAGUGAGGAUACGAAUGUGAUGGACAGCAGCUUUAGCGGCUUCGACUUUUCCACCAUCGUGGAGGGCAAUCGCAUCUCGCAGAACCGCCGCUACGGUGUGUACGCGAUGCACGUAUCAAAGAUCAAGUGUGGGAACUGUCUCGCGAACCGUGGUGUCUUGAAAGACGCGGUGGACACGCACCACGAGAAGGUGCGGUCACAGCUGAUUCUCGGGAAGCAAAACGUUCCCGUUGAGGUGCGACUGCCCUUCGAGCUGCGCCCCGUGAAGCACAAGAUUGCGCACGCGCUCCUGCGCAAGAACGACCUCUCCGGCAAUGAACGGGCGCAGGCGUUUGUGACGACUCGGCAGGUCGUGUUGACGCAGGAUGACGACCGCACACUGCUGCAGAUGGACACCACGGCGACACCCUCCGCCUCCUUCUACGCCUCCCAAGUCCUCGUGGGCGUGCCACUCUACUCCGCCUUGUUGCAGAUGCCGCCGCCGGGGGUGCUGCUGUGGGACGAGAACCGCUUUCACGACGCGCGGUGCGGUGUGCGGCUGUGCGGCCAGCUCGGCCCUCACAGUACGCGCUUCCAGCGCAACACCUUUGUGAACAUCGCCGGCGAUGCGUUCUUGGUGGAGGGCCACCUGGCCUGCGCGACGGUCGGCAACGGCAACGUGUUUGACGGCAACGGCGUGAGUUUUCGAGUCUCGCAGCAACAGGUGAUCCGCUUGGUGACCGUGCCGGCACACGCCUCGGCGUCCCGCACGCGAGUCUUUCAAAACACCUUUAAGGCCGCCACGGACUCCUCGAUCUUACUGGACAGCGUUGGAACGGCGCCGCCGCUGCUGUACCGCAAUGAGUUCAGCGGCCAGUCACAGGGCAGCGCUGCCCUCUACCUUCAGAGCGACAACGCGUCCGGGGCGGCGGCGGUGGUGCAGGGGAAUGUGUUCGCAGACAGCCAUGUGCCCGUCUUCAUUGUUGGCCGCAGUGAAUCGGGCGUCGAGAGCGCACUCUCCACCUCGCGCAUACUGCUGCUGGAGAACAGCUUCAUACACAACGUUAUCGGCGCGUUUGUCUGCAACGGCGCCUACCCGGUGAUGGAGCGCAACCUCUUUCAUGCGAACGCGCGAGCUGGGUUGGAGGUUGUGGGCAACGGCACGCGGCCGCAGGUGCGUCAUUGCAUCUUUCGUGGGCACACGCGCACCGCAGAUGGUGACAGCGCAGCUACGUCCGCGCCGACGUCGCGAGGGAGGGCGAUAGCCACAACGACGACGGUGGUCGCUCCGCCCUCCGCUGAGCAGCGUGCGUUGGUGCUGCCAUUUCGGAACCUCUACACGACGUUGCUGCCCGCCAACGCGCGUGUGCUGCGGGCGACGACUCACGUGCACCUGCCCGCUGGACUGCUCGUUGGCCCGUUCGCCGAGCCGCGGGUCGAGAACUGCGGCUUUGUGGACAACGACGUCGGCGUGGAUGCGGUGCGCAACGCGGUAGCGCCGUCGCUCGCGGUGACGGGCUUCAAUGCUACCUUCAAGGACUGCAUGUUUGCGAACAACGCCGUGUGCGGUGUGUUGGUGCGCGGCCUGCUCGACGUCGCAGAGGGCAAAGGCGGCCGUGGCAGCGUCAGCAGCAGUGGAAGUGGUGCCACGACGAGCACGUCUGUCGGCUCGUUGGCGGUCGGUGCGGCGGGGGCAAGGCUGCCGGACAUCGUGAGCAGUGCAGAUGGAUCACCGGCGGAGACGACGAUAUUUGAGCGGUGCGUCUUUGCGGACAACGCCACCGCCGACGGGCGUGGUGACGUUGUGGCGAUGGACGAGGGCCACGCCGUCUUCCGCAACAACAUCUUCGGUGGCACCGUUGUGGGUCACUCCGGCGCAGUCGUGCUCUUCUCACAAAACCGAUUUUUGGGUCCGCUGCCGGCUGACAACGGCGGUGAGGACGGCGCGCUGGUCGACGCCAAACACACAAGCGACGUGGCAAUCGUGAUACAGGAAGGGGGACGCAUCGUAGCAGACCGCAACACCAUCUUGCGACGCCUGAUCGGCGUGAAGUGCAUGCCCGGUGCGGAGGGAGCAGUGAAGAGCAACCGUAUUGUUCAGUGCGUAACGGGCCUCAUGCUGGCCCCUUUUAACCGCACCGAUGUGAGCAAGAACCGUGUGUUGGGUAGCGGGGAAUGCGGUGCCAUCGCGUACGGCGGCUGCAUGGCAGACAACGAAAUUGUGCAGUCACCGGUCGGCAUUAUCGUGCGGCACUCGUCAAGUUACAACGGCAUCAACGCCGUCCCGUCGCACAAGCGUGACACGCUGGGUUUUUUGUGCUGUCGCAACACCAUCACCGGCUGCACCGGCAACGGGAUCCUCAUCUCCACCACCGGCACCUUUGACCGAAACAACGUGUCGCACUGCAAGACGGGCGUGGACAUCGUAUGCCCGAUCGGAGGCGGCCCCGCCGAGGCGCCGCCAACUCUGAAGAACUCGAGCGUGUUCGACAACGCCACCGGCAUUCUCAUGGAAAACGACUCGGAGUCGACGGUGAAAGACAACGACGUCUUCGACAACGAAGUUGUCGGUGUACUGGUGCUGCCGAAUGCAACGGGCGUGCUGCAGGGCAACCGCAUCUCUUCUGCGAUGGAGCAGAAUGCGGCGGAGAUCCCGACGGAGGCGCGGGUGAAGUCCACCGGCAACGUGAUUCGGAACCAGUUCUCACCCGCCUUCCAGCGGGGCACGCGCUUCAGCCGCGCGAAGCAGUACCAGAGCGAUCUGACGAACCUGAGCAAAGAGUUUGAUGAGGUGUUGGCCGCGAUGGAGGAAGCGCGCCAGGAAGCUGCGAGCACCGUCGGCGCCUUGCAGACGUUGCGGCAUGAGCUGGUGGAGAUGUACUCCCGGUCGAUUACGGAUUCGGCCGCAACGCUGGCUGGAUCUGCGGGAAGCGCGCUGCGAAACGCAGCCGCUUCGGCGGCGCCAGCGGCCAAGGACCCCAAGAGCCUGGCUCCCUCGAGCCUCCAUGGCACUUCCGCUCCUCGCGACGUGAGCAGCAGCUCUGGUGCCAGCGGCGGGAACGCCGAGAAGGGGAAUGACAGGAGCAAUACCGAUCAGCUGGGCAACUCCCCCAUGAAAGAAAGACGGCGCCUGCCCUCUGCAGCAGGGCGUCGUUCCUCUCUCUCGUUGCCCUCUACCCACAAAACAACGACGUCGCAACCCCGAGGGUCCGUCCCGAUUCCUGUCAAGGCCACAGCACCGUUACGAGGCCGUGCCGCUGCUCUCUCCCAGCCCGCCUCGUCUGCCUCUGCAGCGGUCCCACGGCAAGUGCUGAUUCACGUCUUCGCCAAGGCAGAGGCUCGCGGCAACGCAGGGGCGGUGGGGCAGGUGAUCACGAGCGUCCUCGCGAAACCCCCGCUCUCUUCCUACAACUUUAUCACGACGAUCACGACGUCCACUUCGCAGCUGCUGCACGUCCUCGAAUCGCCCAGCACCCAACCGUACCUGUGUGUGGUGGUGCUGGACGCGCACCUGGACGGGAUGAGCCCCUCGGACUGUUACGCCCUGCAGCAGCUACAUGACUGCGCAACGCCGAACGCCGUGUCCCGGUACCGCAGCUCCGCCGUCCACAGGGAGGCGGAGAGCGCGAACAACAGCAGCGGCCGCAACGGCAACAACACCGCAGCAUCGCUCUUCUACACCCUCGUCCCUGCCAACUUCCCAGUGGCGGUGAACACGAAAACCGUCGCGGAUGCCGGAGAGGGCAUGAGCGUGGAAGCCUACGCCGCCGCGCACCACCUCAUCUCUUAUAAAUCUUCUGUCGAAGAAGUUCUCACGAACCUGCACACGCAAAUCGCAGACGACCUCAAACGAGCGUUGACCGACGCGUCACACAAGCGGAGUGGCAUGGCGGUGCUGGGUGACUCGUCCGAAAAGGCGGAUCUUUCCCGAUCCGCCAUGGACGGCGACGGCGACAUGCCGGGCUUGCCGAACCGCCGUAUCAGCAACGAGGACGCCCCCAGCAAGCGCGGAAGUCUGGCCUCGAGCAAACAGCCCAUCCAACUCACAGCAGAGUACGUUGGCACGUUGUUCUCGCAGCUGACCCCGGAGGCGUUCGGUUUUGUGCCACAAAACGACGGCAAGCGGCAGAAGCGGCGAAAGUCGUCGCUGGCGGUGAGCGGGCAAGGUGGCAGCGACGAGGAGGACAGCGGCGACAGAAAAGAGGGGCGCAGCUCGAUGCGUCCGCCGCGCCCCUCUGUGGUUUCGAAGACCGGCACCGAGGAUCGUGCGAGAUCACCGACGGCGCGCCGCAGGUCUUCUGUGGUGAAGCACAAGCCUGGCCGUCGCGCCUCCGGCGCUGCAAAGAAAAGUUGA